AUGGCAUACUUUAAUAACUUGUUAGCGUUUUACUUCUUGUUUUUCUCCUUGUUGUUCCUCUCAUCAUCUGCUCAAACAAACUGCUCGGAUUUCCAGUUCCGUGGAAAAUCCUACGACUCGUGCAGUGAUCUUCGUACUCUGAAUUCCUUUAUUCAUUGGAACUACAACCUAUCUUCUGGUAGAGUUGAUAUCGCCUUUAGGAAGUCCGUAAACAAGUACGGGAGAUGGCUUGCUUGGGCUAUAAACCCAACAUCUACAGGGAUGAUUGGCUCGCAAGCUUUUGUUGCAUUGCAGCGUUCAGAUGGUACUCUCGAGGCAUAUACAUCACCUAUCAACACCUAUGGAAUUGUGAAAGGCAACUUGAGUUUUAGGGUUCACGACGUUUCAGCUCAGAAUAUCAACGGACAUGUCAUCAUCUUUGCAAGGUUUGAGCUACCUAUGAAUGGAACCAAUAUUGUGAAUCAUGUUUGGCAAGAAGGACCAUUACAAGAUGAUGAUACACCAGGAAGUCAUGGCAUGUCAGGAGAUAACAUGAAAUCUUUUGGGACUUUAGAUUUCCAUUCUGGAAAAACUGAGGUUAUAACUCAUAUAAAACCAAAUUUAAGGUCUAAGGUAAAGAUAGCACAUGGGAUUAUCAAUGGGGUUAGUUGGGGAAUGAUGAUGCCACUAGGUGUUGUUCUUGCUAGAUUGAGGUAUCUACCAUUACCACAGUUGCCAGCUUUGUGGUUCUAUCUACACAUAUAUUGUCAAAGUAUAGCUUAUGUUCUUGGUAUUGUUGGAGGAGGUUUGGGAUUUUACCUCAGGAAACAAUCUCCUGGGGGAGUUAAACACACUUCUCAUAGAUAUAUUGGUUCUGCACUUUUAGUCCUUGCAACGUUACAAUUCUUAGCUCAUUGUCUACGGCUGAAAAAGGAACACAAACACAGGGUGUAUUGGAAUAUCUACCAUUGGUGCACUGGUUAUGGUACUAUCAUAUUGGCAAUUGUCAAUUGUUUCAAAGGUUUCCAACUGAUGGAUGAUGGGAUGUGGAUGACGGUUUACACUGCUUCCUACAUUGCUUUUCUUGCUUCCUUGGCCUUUGUUGCUUUUGGUCUUGAAGUUUUGAGAUGGUACCUGAUGAGGGCGACAAAAGAAACUACACCAAGAAGUUCUGCAAAUGAUAUAGAAGAUAAGGCGUAG
Molecule: messenger RNA, 1179 nt
Organism: Capsicum annuum
Lineage: Eukaryota; Viridiplantae; Streptophyta; Magnoliopsida; Solanales; Solanaceae
Product: cytochrome b561 and DOMON domain-containing protein At5g47530-like
Exons: 1
Coding region: 1-1179 (392 amino acids)
Source: RefSeq, a predicted model, not a curated record